Blastomyces dermatitidis ER-3 is the source of this 1533-nucleotide messenger RNA. RefSeq lists its product as uncharacterized. The transcript has 2 exons. Bases 1 to 1533 code for a protein of 510 amino acids. The record is from RefSeq and is a predicted model, not a curated record. NCBI's taxonomy places the organism in Eukaryota, Fungi, Ascomycota, Eurotiomycetes, Onygenales, Ajellomycetaceae.
AUGGACAUAGCGACGGCGAUGGCGCCAGAAAGCUUACCACUAUCCUUCGUGGAAAACGACAUCGAACCUAGCAGUUGCCCCCCAGUCAACCAACGCCAAUACCAUGAGGUUGUUCUACAAAUCCCACCUAGCCAGGCGGAAGAAGACGUGGAAAAAGAGCUUAUCAGUAUAGCCCAAGGGAUUGGUUUAGAGACCUCUAAUGCUAUACAUCCACAGUUCGAUAUGUCCCAAUUGGCGAACCAUUUUCCCAAUCAGUCUUCUCACCUUAACUUGGAAUCUUCUCCUCUUAACUUGGAAUCUUCUCCUCUUACUUCAACCAGCUCUCCUCAUGCAAAUAACAAUAAUGUGUCUUCUCCGCCAACUAUAUCCUCAAGCAAUGAAAUCGCCAGCAGUAUGUAUUCUGCUACCUCCAUUUCCACGCGCCCAACAUCGCACGGCUCCGUUGUAGAGCAGCCAUCCAUUUCGCCGGUGUCAAGGCCCGGACAGUGUUACAGGUCAAGUUUAUCGUUCGUGAAACAGGGUAGUCGUGAGCGAAGGGUGAGGUUUAGUAGUUUCAGGUUAUCCUUUGGAAAAUUUUCGAAUUUUAGAAGGCGUUCCGCUACAGCCGUCUCAACACCUACCUCUCCUGUAUGGUCCGAAACCAGAUCCAUCACGCCAGGCCUUGACAACCUACAAUUCCUAGAUUCGCAGUCCAAAUUGGGAAACCAGACCCCGCAGUCGAAUAAUAACCCCUCGUUCAAUCAUAGCAAUAAUGUUGAUAAGCUUGCUACGAUGAAGACUUUGAAUUGCCCUAAAAUACAAGAAUUGCGUAGUGCUCAGAAAGCCCAACGAGACCGAUUCCUGGCAUUCAAGGAAGAAGCACUCGAAACUCUUUAUCUCAGGCACGAAGAGUCGAAAUCUUUGAAGAGAAGGGAAUAUGAGAAAGUGGAACGUGAUAUAGAUGACCAGAAUAUGCAAGAAGCAAAUCGACUUGAGGAGCUUCAACUUAGCUCUGAACUCGAUCUAGUUGAGGAACUACGGCGAGAAAGGCAAACUCUAGAGAUGCGUAUCCUCCAUAUGGAAGGUUACCUCAGUAACGCUCCGCGAAAUUCCGAAUCCAGGCUUUCGAAUAACGAUGUUGACAACCACUCUUAUAUCCAUCAACCCCACCGCCAAGUCACUCAAAAAGAUAGGGACCAUCUACUCGAAAAGUACCGCGAACGGGACAGGAUGGAUACUCUCCAUAUAUCAAAGAUCAAAGUGCUCCGAGACACCCAAGAACGGAAAUACCUAGAAACAGUGUCCAAGCAGGAGAAGAAAGCCAGCAAAGUGGCCCAAGUACAUGAGAACGCAUUCCAGAACCUUGUCAGCCGUUGUGACAACGAGACUGCAGCUGCUAAUGCGUGGUUUCUCAGUCGAAAACAACACCUGAGAAUGAGGUGGAUGCUUGAAGAAGCGAUUGUUAGAAAAAGAUUGGAAAUCGACACGGGUAUCUCUUAUGUUCCAUUGCCAGUGAUUUCAUUUUCGGAGGAAUAUGCAGAGAGACCUGAUUAA